AUGUCUCAAGGUACUCUAUACACUAACCCAUCUCCAAGAACCUUAAUUCCAAAGGCUAUUGUCGAACACUUCAAAUUGAAUGUUGAUGUCAAAUUCUUGCAAACUGCUGAUGCUGACUUCGCUGCCAAGUUCCCAUUGAAGAAGUUCCCAGCUUUCGAAUCUGCCAAAGGUUUCAAAUUAACUGAAGCUAUUGCUAUCUGUUAUUACUUGAUCAAUUUGGUCGAUGAUGAAAAGGUUAAGGCUACCUUGUUGGGUGCCAACAUGAACCAAGAAGCUGCCAUCAUGAGAUGGGCUUCUUUGUGUUUCUCCGAUAUGAUGUCUAACUUCGCUAAGGCUAUCUUACCAGUUACGGGUGUUAUUCCAUACAACAAGAAGAUUGCUGACGAAGGUAUGGCUUUCAUUGAAACUGUCGCUGCUAUCUUCGACGCUAGAUUAAAGGAAUACACUUACUUGGCUACCGAAAGUAUCUCUUUCGCCGAUGUCGUUUCCGCUAUCACUUGGAGUUUUGCUUUGACUACCGUCGCUGGUCCAGAAACUAGAGCUAAGUACCCACACUUGAUGAGAUGGUACUCUACUGUCUCUGCCUCUCCAAUCGUCUUGGCUUCUGGUGCUAACUUGGCUCCAAUUGACAAAGCUAUGGUCUUCACUCCACCAAAGAAGGAAAAGAAGCAACAAGAAAAGCCAAAGAAGGAAGAAAAGCCAAAGGCUGCUGCUGCUGAAGCUGACGCUCCAGCUCCAGCUGAAAAGAAACCAAAGCAUCCUUUGGAAGCUUUAGGUAGAUCUACUUUCGUCUUAGAUGAAUGGAAGAGACAAUACUCUAACGAAGACACCAGACCAGUUGCUUUGCCAUGGUUCUGGGAACAUUACAACCCAGAAGAAUACUCUUUGUGGAAGGUUGAAUACAAAUACAAUGAUGAAUUGACCCAAACCUUCAUGUCUAACAACUUGAUCGGUGGUUUCUUCAACAGAUUGUCUGCUUCUACCAAGUACAUGUUCGGUUCCAUGGUUGUCUAUGGUGAAAACAACAACAACGGUAUCAUUGGUGCUGUUAUGGUCAGAGGUCAAGACAGUGUUCCAGCCUUCGACGUUGCUCCAGAUUGGGAAUCUUACAGUUACACCAAGUUGGACCCAACUAACGAAGAAGAAAAGGAAUUCGUUAACAACAUGUGGGCUUGGGAUAAACCAGUUGUUGCUGGUGGUGUCUCUAAGGAAAUUGUUGAUGGUAAGGUUUUGAAAUGA
Molecule: messenger RNA, 1239 nt
Organism: Vanderwaltozyma polyspora DSM 70294
Lineage: Eukaryota; Fungi; Ascomycota; Saccharomycetes; Saccharomycetales; Saccharomycetaceae
Gene: TEF4
Product: translation elongation factor EF1B gamma
Exons: 2
Coding region: 1-1239 (412 amino acids)
Biological process (GO): translational elongation
Cellular component (GO): cytoplasm; nucleus
Molecular function (GO): translation elongation factor activity
Source: RefSeq, a predicted model, not a curated record